AUGGGAACCAUUCAAAGAGUUGUUAAAUUAAAUUUAUUAUCAUCCGAUAAUCCAGGUUUAGUCGAUGGAAUCAUGUACGGUAUCGUUAUUGGUAAAGUUGAAAUGCGAACAUUUGAAGGAAACGAUCGUCAUCAACGAAGUGUACUUAACUUUACAUUUCGAGAUUCCAUUAAAGAUUUUGUUAAUAUUGCUUAUUGGCUUCCACCAAAAGAUUUAAUUAUUAUUAGUAGUAAAUUUACAAUUGGAGAUGUUGUGGCAAUUCAUUAUCCAGUUGUAAAAGCUAAAUCAGAUGAAAAAGCAAAUACUUAUACACCAUGGACACCUUUAUCUAUUGAACUAUCAUUAAAUGAAAAAUCAUAUGUAGAAAAAAUUGAAGGGCCAAAAGCAAAACAAUAUGAAUCUUUAGCUUCUGUACCUUGUCGAGCAGGAAAUGAUUAUUACACUUUAGCACAAAUCGUUACUCAUGGUGAACAAUUAGUAAAAAAACUUGAUGGAAUUAAUGUUUUAGCUGGUGUACAACAAAUUGGUGCAUUGAAAACGAUUCGAACACGACGACAACGUGAAACUGAUUAUGAUAAUGAAGAAAAACAACUUUUAGAAAUCUUACUUUUUGAUGGAGAAACAAGUGGAGUUUGGUUAACAUUUUGGGAUAGUGAACAAAUCAAAUUUGCUCAACGAUGGAUACCUGAAGAACAUAUUAUUUUUUGUGUGGGUUUACGUGUUCGUUAUGAUGAAUAUCGAAAAGUUUAUGGACUAACUGCAACUCGUCAAAGUUUAUUUACUAUUAAUCCAGGUAGUCAUCUUUAUUAUACGAAUGAAUCAGCUCAAUUGUAUGAAUCAAUGCGAUCAAUACCGAUUGAUGAUUUACUCAAUGUUGCCAUAGACGGUGGUUUUAAUGCACUUCAAGCAACAAUUGUAAAUAUACGCGAAUUAAAACAAUAUUUAUCUGAUGACAAUGGUACUGAUACAUUUAUUGUACAAUGUUUUUUAACUCAUUUCGAUCUUGAUGGACCAUUAAAUCAAGUGAUUACAAAAAAAUGUCUUUUUUGUAAUCGUUCUAUUCGUGAUAAUAAUGGUUUUAAUGAAUGUACAGAAGCUGAAUGUCGUAUGAAAUUAUUGGAACAAACCAAUGAUGAAAAUCUUUCAACAAAAGAAGUGUUUAGUUUAAAUGUUCAUUUAACGGAUCAUACAGGUACAAUAACAAAUGUAAAAUUAGGUGAUGAUGUUGCAAGAAAAAUACUCAAAUGUUCAGUCGAUGAAUUUAUUUUAAUGACUGAUGAACAAAAAACAAAACUUAAAUGGACAUAUUUACUUGAAAAAUUACGUUUUGGAAUUCAAAUUAAAAAUAAUUCAAAUUAUGCUAAACCAAUUGUACGAAUAGCUUGUUUAUUUCCUCGGGAAUAUUUACCAUCAUCUAUCGAUGAUGAACAAUCAUAA
Messenger RNA from Rotaria sp. Silwood1, 1437 nucleotides. The record is from the annotation of a GenBank genome assembly. Lineage: Eukaryota; Metazoa; Rotifera; Eurotatoria; Philodinida; Philodinidae.